This is a messenger RNA of Dipodomys ordii (Ord's kangaroo rat), 939 nucleotides long. RefSeq names its product olfactory receptor 2A1/2A42-like. The transcript has a single exon. Gene Ontology annotation, molecular function: olfactory receptor activity; G protein-coupled receptor activity. Bases 1 to 939 code for a protein of 312 amino acids. NCBI's taxonomy places the organism in Eukaryota, Metazoa, Chordata, Mammalia, Rodentia, Heteromyidae. Gene Ontology annotation, biological process: G protein-coupled receptor signaling pathway. The record is from RefSeq and is a predicted model, not a curated record. Gene Ontology annotation, cellular component: membrane.
AUGGAGAAAAAUCAGACAAUGGUCACAGAAUUCAUCCUUCUGGGAUUUGGUCUUGGACCUAGGAUUCAUAUAGUCCUUUUUGGAAUUUUCUCAUUCUUCUAUUCCUUCACAUUACUGAGCAAUGGCGUCAUCCUGGGGCUCAUCUAUCUGGACCCCAGACUGCACACCCCCAUGUACUUCUUCCUCUCCCACCUGGCCAUCGUGGACAUGGCCUACGCCUGCAACACGGUGCCCCAGAUGCUGGUGAACCUCCUGCAUCCCGCCAAGCCCAUCUCGUUUGCUGGAUGCAUGAUUCAGACCUUUCUCUUCCUGACCUUCGCUAUCAUAGAGUGUCUCCUGCUGGUGGCCAUGUCCUACGACCGCUACGUGGCCAUCUGCCACCCACUGCGAUACUCUGUCAUCAUGAGCUGGAGAGUCUGCGUUUCUCUGGUUGUCACUUCUUGGACAUGUGCCUUCCUCCUGGCCCUGGUCCAUUUGAGUCUCAUCGUGAGGCUGCCCUUCUGUGGGCCUCAUGAAAUCAACCACUUCUUCUGUGAAAUCCUCUCAGUGCUCAAGCUGGCCUGUGCUGACAUCAGGCUCAAUCUCUUGGUCAUCUUUGCAGCCUGUGUGUUCAUCCUGGUGGGUCCCCUGUGCCUGGUGCUGGUCUCCUACACGUGCAUCCUGCUGGCCAUCCUGCAGAUCGGGUCAGGGGAAGGCCGCAGGAAGACCUUCUCCACCUGCUCCUCCCACCUCUGCGUGGUGGGGCUCUUCUUUGGCAGCGCCAUAGUCAUGUACAUGGCCCCCAAGUCCAGGCACCCCGAGGAGCAGCAGAAGAUCCUUUUCCUCUUCUAUAGCUUUUUCAACCCCAUGCUGAACCCCCUGAUCUACAGCCUGAGGAACGCAGAGGUCAAGGGUGCCCUGAGGAGGGCGCUGUGCAAGGAAACUCCUUCCCAGUUGUGA